AUGGGUUCAAAUCAAUCGUUCCCUGGUCUAACGGAAGACUUGUUAGAAGACUAUUCUUCAUUAACGUACUUAAACAAAGGAGAAAUAUUGUAUUUAAUGAAAAAGUUCUAUUCGAUCGACCCUGGAAAAGUAGAUGCAGAUUUUCAUCAUAGAUUUGAAAAAGAAAUUAUAUUAAAAAAGUUUGAUGUUUUAAAGAAUAAUCCUUUCCAAGAUCGUCUUUUUCGCGUUUUCUCUUCUAAGAACGAUGAUUGUUUCUCUUUUGAGGAUUUACUAGAUUUGUGUUCGGCUAUGAGUUCAAAAUGUCCCACGGAUGUUAAAGCUUCGUGGGCGUUUAAAGUGUUUGAUAUAGAUGAAGACAGUCAAAUAUCAACAAGAGAUAUAAGUGAAAUUGUAGAUCGCCUAACGGGCGCUUCAAAGAGUCGCAUUUAUAGUCUUGACGAUGAAUCAAAAAGCAAAAUAGCAUACGUAAUCCUGGACGAAAUGAAGUUAACUAAUACUGGCGGUAUUGGCCUAAAUGAAUUUAAAAUUAUAAUGUCUAGGAUUCCGGAGUUCAACUCGUCAUUCUACUUCAGCUUAUAA
Molecule: messenger RNA, 579 nt
Organism: Parnassius apollo (apollo)
Lineage: Eukaryota; Metazoa; Arthropoda; Insecta; Lepidoptera; Papilionidae
Source: the annotation of a GenBank genome assembly